AUGAUCUCCACCUCUGUGCCACAGCCCCUAGCUGCAGUAGCACCACAGCCCUUAGCUGCAGUAGCGCGGCUGCAGUCACACGCGCGUGCCUCUAGCAGCACAGCUACUGCAGCGGGCGCCUGGGGCCAGCCCCCCCGCCACGGCGGCGCCGCCGCCAGCGAGGACUACUAUCGAGUGGGGCUGCAGAUGGUACAGACGUCGGGCCCCGUGGGCGUGGGUGUGCAGCAGGGCUACUUCCUGCUCAUGCGCAUCACCUCCCAGGACACAGUGGAAGACACAGACCGUGGCCUGGUCAUGUCUGUGGGCGGCGACACGCUGGCGGGCGUGGCGCAGCUGGCGCAGGGACUGCCCACGGGCGCAGCCGGUGGCCGCCCGCUGUCUCUCGACCUGCUGUGGCAGGUGCUGGAGCGUGGGCAGGAGAUCAGCAGGCGGACGUGGGGAAUCCUGCGGGUGGCGGUGGUGGAGCUGCGCGGCAACACGUUUGUGGGGCGCGUGUUCUUCGGAGACCACGCCACGGGCGCCGUGGCCUGGGACUGCGACUGCCGACCCUCCGACGCGUGCUGGCUGGCGCUCAAGGCCAAGUCGCCCAUCUACGUGCACAAGAGUGUGUGGGAGGACAGCGCGAUGGUGCUGCGCGAGAUCCAGCGCGGCGCCGAGCAGCGCCAGCCCGAGGCGGGCCUGCGGGACAAGGGCCAGGCGGGCGGGCUGCUGGUGGGGGAGGCGGCAGACGGCGAGCUGCUCACGCCCACCGUCAUCAUGACCACGCCCAGGCCUGCUGACCCCGAGCCCCUCAAGCGCCUCAAGAUGGAGAUGCGGGUGGCGCUCAAGGAUGAGGACUAUGCUGCGGCGGCGCGCAUACGGGACCACCCCUGGAUGCGGCUGCACCUGAGCAGCAUGCAGGCGCUGCAGCAGGGGGACGAGGAGGAGGCGGGGAGGUGCGAGGCCCAGCUGACGGCUGCCAUCAGCCAGCACGAGCGCGAGGAGCGGGAGGGCAUGCGGCAGCGAGACGCCGACGAGCAGCGCAGGCGGCGGCAGCAGCAGCCGGACAGCGGCGCGGGCGGCGGCGGCGGCAGCGACAACCCAAACCGCCAGUUCUAUUGA
Chlorella variabilis is the source of this 1101-nucleotide messenger RNA. RefSeq lists its product as hypothetical. The transcript has 7 exons. Gene Ontology annotation, molecular function: nuclease activity. Gene Ontology annotation, cellular component: nucleus; VCB complex. Bases 1 to 1101 code for a protein of 366 amino acids. The record is from RefSeq and is a predicted model, not a curated record. Lineage: Eukaryota; Viridiplantae; Chlorophyta; Trebouxiophyceae; Chlorellales; Chlorellaceae. Gene Ontology annotation, biological process: protein ubiquitination.